Molecule: messenger RNA, 1514 nt
Organism: Lemur catta (Ring-tailed lemur)
Lineage: Eukaryota; Metazoa; Chordata; Mammalia; Primates; Lemuridae
Product: solute carrier family 22 member 11-like
Biological process (GO): transmembrane transport
Cellular component (GO): membrane
Molecular function (GO): transmembrane transporter activity
Source: RefSeq, a predicted model, not a curated record
CCACAUGCUUGUCUCCUGCGACAGGUUUGGGUGGAAGCUGAGCUGCAGCUGCCCACAGUGGCCAUGACUGGCACCAGCACCGACUUUGCCCUGACCUUCCUCAUCUAAGGCUGCCUGAAGUUGACUGCUUUUGCAGUGGGUGGUGUCAUACUGCCUUCAGUAACGCUGAUGGUGGAGUGGACCAUGACCCGUGGGAGGGAUGUCACCCUGACUGUGCUGGGAUGCACCUACAGCACGGGCCAGAUGGCGCUGGCCGGCCUGGCCUUCGCCCUGCGGGACUGGCGAGCGCUCCAGCUGGCUGCGUCACUGCCCUUCCUUGCCAUCUCCCUGAUCUGCUGGCGGCUGCUGGAGUCCGCCCGCUGGCGGGUCGCUACAGAACCAGAACAAGCGCUGCAGGAGCUUAGAAAGGCGGCCGGGGUCAAUGGCCACAAGGAAGCCCCAAAGACACAGGCCAUCGAGGUGGAGAUGUCCAGCAUGGAGGAGGAGGUGGCCUCUGAGAAGGACCAUUGGUCGGUGCUGGACCUGUUCCGAGGGCCCGAACUCUGCUGUAGAAGCUGCGUCACGCUGUUGGUGAUGUACACCCAGCUGGUCAUCCCUCCCAGAGACAGAGCUGGGGACAGGUGGGGACGGGUGUCCAGGGAAAACAGCACCUGCAGGCCUCAUGGGGAUGCAUUUCUGAGUGGGACAGGGAGUGUGAGCAGGCCGGCACCCGCGGGGAGCCAGUGGGAGAGAGAUGACCACGCCCUGGCACUCCCUGACCCCUCCCAGCAGCCCACUUCUCAGAUGGGGAAGGUGGAGCCCAGAGCAGUGAGUACCCUGCCCAAGAUGAGGGAGCCGCCAUCAGAGCCCAUGCUGACCCGGGCUCCGUCAUCCCAGGCCCCACACUGCACCAGGCCCUGUCCUGCUCCGGGAAGCCCCAACUCAGCACCCAGGGGCACCUGGGACCAGGAAAACACCCUUAAAACAAAUGCAGUUGAGGUGACCUUCAAAAAGCGUAUUAAAAGUAUGGAUCAGAGAGGGCUGAGUCUCCCACUGGUCAGUGGCCAAGGAGCCCAGGAGGCGAUGCCCGGGCCUGUCACCACCCCUGACCCCAGGGCCCAUGUGUGGAACAGGACAGCCCGUGUGCCAGUGAUGCUGCAGGAGCACCCUGCCCCUCCUUGGCCGGGCAGGGGCCCAACUCUGGCUUUGCUCUGUGGCUUCUCCAUAACAUCCUCCUACUAUAGGCUGGUCCUGGACCUGCAGAGCCUGGGCCGUGACAUCUUCCUCCUCCCAGCCCUUUUCAGAGCAGUGGACAUCCUGGCCCGGGCCACUACCACCUUCUUGCUCAGGUUCCUUGGCCGCCAUGUGACCCAGGCCAGCUUCCAGGCCACGGCUGGCCUGUCCAUUCUGGCCAACGUGCUGGGGCCACAAGAUUUGCAGACCUUGCGCGUGGUCCUUGCUGUGCCAGCAUAGGGCUGUUUCCAGACAGGCCUCGACAUCUCCGAGGCCGAGCUCUUCUCGACGGGAGGAAGCUA